AUGCCACCCCUCUUUAGUUACCAGCUCUACCAAAUGUCCACGUCCAUCCUCAACUUGGCACGGUCAUCCGCCUCCUGCCCGCAGGAUAUCAUCGUUGUGUCCAUGAACCAUGGUCAACAACAUGGUCAACGAGGAUUUUCGCAGCCACGUACGACACUCAACGGAGCCCAGAAGCAUCGCGCCUCACCCUUUUCUCCGCCUUUGAUGGCGCAUCCGGACGACCGCCAAACCUCCCCCGAUGCUGCUCUGUUCCUAGCCAUGGCCUCUGCCUUGUAG
Neurospora tetrasperma FGSC 2508 is the source of this 276-nucleotide messenger RNA. RefSeq lists its product as uncharacterized. The coding region runs from base 1 to 276 and encodes 91 amino acids. The transcript has 2 exons. The record is from RefSeq and is a predicted model, not a curated record. NCBI's taxonomy places the organism in Eukaryota, Fungi, Ascomycota, Sordariomycetes, Sordariales, Sordariaceae.